Messenger RNA from Cryptosporidium muris RN66, 279 nucleotides. RefSeq names its product LSM domain-containing protein. NCBI's taxonomy places the organism in Eukaryota, Apicomplexa, Conoidasida, Eucoccidiorida, Cryptosporidiidae. The record is from RefSeq and is a predicted model, not a curated record. The coding region runs from base 1 to 279 and encodes 92 amino acids. Gene Ontology annotation, molecular function: RNA binding. Gene Ontology annotation, biological process: spliceosomal snRNP assembly; mRNA splicing, via spliceosome. The transcript has 2 exons. Gene Ontology annotation, cellular component: catalytic step 2 spliceosome; U1 snRNP.
AUGUCUGGGUUAGUGGCUGUUAAUCCUAAACCCUUUCUUACAGGCCUAAUUGAAAAGACAGUUAUUGUUAGACUCAAAUGGGGGAAUAUAGAAUAUAAGGGUACCUUAGAAUCUUAUGAUGACUAUAUGAACUUUCUACUAAGAGAUUGUGAGGAGUGGAUUGAUGGUACUGUGAAAGGGGCUCUAGGAACAGUAUUUAUACGCUGCAACAACAUCUUAUAUAUAAGAGAGAAAGAUCCUCUAAAAGUAGAGAAUAAUGAAGUAAAGAUGGCAGAUUAA